AAUAAAUAAGUGACGCCUCCCCAAAUAUCAGAAUUCGCUUCUUCUGAGUGUAUUUGGUUUUAGCCCCACCAACCCACUCGACGGAGUCUCCAACGCCUUCUCCCACUCUCUCACCAACUUCUGAUUCAGAUCUCCAACGAUGCAAAGCUCCGCCGUGUUUUCUCUCUCUCCGUCGCUCCCUCUCCUUAAACCACGGCGGCUCUCUCUUCGCCAUCCCUUAACAACCGCCGCCUCUUCUUCAUCAUCAUCAAACCUCAACGAUCUCAACGUUUCUCCUAAUGUCGUCUCUAUUCCUUCUCUAUCUCGUCGCUCGUGGCGUCUCGCUUCAUCUGAUUCGCCUCUCCGAGCUUGGUCCGGUGUCCCUUCGUCGAUCUCUCGGUCGUUUGAUACGAAUCGUUUCAAAACCGCCGCUACUGCAGUUCCUGAGAGUGCUGAUGAUGGAGAGAAGAGUGGCAAGUUGACGAAGAUGUUGGAACUUGGUUUGUUGUUUGCUAUGUGGUACCUUUUCAAUAUCUACUUCAACAUUUACAAUAAGCAGGUCUUGAAAGCUCUACACGCCCCAAUGACUGUAACUUUGGUUCAGUUUGCUGUUGGUAGUGUGCUUAUUACUGUUAUGUGGGCUCUUAACUUGUACAAGAGACCAAAGAUCAGUGGUGCUCAGCUAGCGGCGAUCUUGCCGCUUGCCGUUGUGCAUACACUUGGUAAUCUGUUUACGAACAUGAGUCUCGGGAAAGUUUCUGUGUCCUUUACACACACCAUUAAAGCCAUGGAGCCUUUCUUCUCUGUUUUGUUGUCUGCUAUGUUUCUUGGGGAGGCGCCUACUCCGUGGGUAAUUGGUGCCAUUAUACCAAUUGUUGGUGGAGUUGCCCUUGCUUCAAUUUCAGAGGUCUCAUUCAACUGGGCUGGAUUUACAAGUGCAAUGGCGUCAAACUUGACUAACCAAUCUCGUAAUGUGCUGAGUAAGAAAGUCAUGGUUAAGAAAGAUGAUUCUCUGGACAACAUCACCCUCUUCUCAAUUAUAACAUUGAUGUCUCUCGUUCUGAUGGCUCCUGUGACUUUCUUCUCGGAAGGCAUCAAGUUCACUCCUUCAUACAUUCAAUCAGUUGGUGUGAAUGUUCAACAAAUAUACACAAAGUCUCUUAUUGCGGCGCUAUGCUUCCACGCCUACCAGCAGGUGUCGUACAUGAUUUUGGCGAGAGUAUCGCCUGUUACACAUUCAGUUGGAAACUGCGUGAAACGUGUUGUGGUUAUUGUGAGCUCUGUCAUCUUCUUCAAGACACCUGUGUCGCCUGUUAAUGCUUUUGGAACUGGAAUCGCCCUAGCGGGAGUCUUCUUAUACUCCAGAGUGAAGGGUAUUAAGCCAAAGCCGAAGACUGCUUAAUCAAAUCAUGUGCUAAUGCCUAAUGUCAUAACACUCCCGCCCUUUGGAUUUUUAUACAAUUUCUCCUCGAGCUGAAGUUUUUCAGAUAGAUGGUUUUAUUCUUUUGCGGGUUUGUCACGAAGCUUCAUCACUUUCUAAGUUUUUUUUUUUGUUCUGCAGCCAUCUCUUCUCUUAGAGUUUCUUAUAAGUUGUUUGUUCUCUUAUGUGUCUAGACGAAUGCUAAGCUCUUAAAAUGUUUUACAGUUUUCCAAGAAUAUAUUUCCAACAAACUCACUCAA
Molecule: messenger RNA, 1659 nt
Organism: Capsella rubella
Lineage: Eukaryota; Viridiplantae; Streptophyta; Magnoliopsida; Brassicales; Brassicaceae
Product: phosphoenolpyruvate/phosphate translocator 1, chloroplastic
Exons: 9
Coding region: 140-1381 (413 amino acids)
Biological process (GO): transmembrane transport
Cellular component (GO): Golgi apparatus; membrane
Molecular function (GO): antiporter activity
Source: RefSeq, a predicted model, not a curated record